AUGCCGAUACCAACAACACCCACUCCAACUUUAUCAGACAAUGUUGCAAGUUCAUUGGAAGAAAUGACUGAACUUAUAUGUUGCUUGGAGGGUAUCACCGACGAUGUUGCCACGAACGGGGACAACUCAUCUUUUCAGUUAGCUGCCAAAAUCACCUCGGAGCUACUAACUUGGAACGGUGACGCAACCUGGAAUACAAUCAAUCAACUGAGUGAUGCUAGUCCCAUCAGCCUGUUGGACAGACUGGAUGAUGUGGCACAAGUAAUGGGAUCUCAACUCGAAGUCGGGGAGGUGUUGCGGGCAGACACACCGACUAUGAGUUGCAUUCUGGAGUCCAAUACUGUUGAAGAAUUUAGUCAGAAAGAUUGGAUCUUUAAGCCAUUUCAAAACACUCAGGAGCAAAUUACUAUCAAGGGAUCUGAUCUUCUCAGCUCGGGACAAAACAAAACAAAUAAAAUAUCCAUUCUGGGUGUUGCUCAUACCAACAUUACUGAGAUACUCAACAACCAUCAAACAGGAACCAACGAUAAUAUCAUCGCGGAUGUGAUUUCUGCAACAGUGUUUACUCCUACUGGACGAUUCUCAUCGCCAGCAUCUUUCAAGCGACAAAUCACAAACCUUACGGGUUCCGUGAAUGCAUCAAUGGAAAGAGUAUCGUUUUGUGGAUUUUGGGAUGACUUUCUAUAUGAUACAGAGAUAGGUGGAUGGUCAACAGAAGGAUGCCAGCGUGUGGACGUUCUUGAUGAAGAAUUUAUUGAGGACAAUGUUGGCGAUUUGGUCUCUUGCUACUGUAACCAUACCACAAACUAUGCCAUUUUGAUGCGCAUUGUACCAAUAAGAGUCCGACGCCGCAGAAAAGUCACCACUUCAAAGCCAACUGAACCGGUGAAGCACACCACUAAUUUACUGACCACCACACCCCCUCCAAUAGUAACUACUGGGGAAGCAACUACCACCACACCGACUACUACAUAUCCCCCCAAAGUCACUACCGAAGCAGUAACUGAAGUUAAGCACACCACUAUUUUUCCGACUACAACAUCCCCGCCCAUAGUAACUACUGGGGCAGUAACCAAUUCAAAACCAACUAAAUUCUUUAAGCACACGACCCUUAUAUCGACUACACGAUCCCCUAAACCAACUACCUGGGCAACUGAAGCUAUCACAAAACCAACUAAAUUCUUUAAGCACACGACUCUUAUACCGACUACUAGAUCCCCUAAACCAACUACCUGGGCAACUGAAGCUAUCACAAAACCAACUAAAUUGAUUGGGCACACCACUAACUUACUGACUUCUUCGCCCCGUCCCAUUGUAACUACUUUGGCAGAAACUAAAACCACCUCAAAGCCAACUGAAAAGCACUCCACCGGUUUAUCGACCACCACAGCCCCUAAACCAACUAUUCACGUAGUAACUACUGAAGCAGUUACUGAAGCAAAGAGUGCAUCCUUCAAUCCGACCAAUCAAGCCACAGCACGUGACGUCAUCUCAACCAGCAACCAAUCAGCUGCAUCCAAUUCAAAUGUCUCAGUCAUCAAUGACACAGUGACUGAUGAGUCAUACUAUUAUUACUACUACUACUACCCAGUGGACGCCGUUUCUGAGAGCAUCUUGGAUGUUCUAAACUUGAUUGGGUGCAUCAUGUCCAUCGUUGCUCUGAUUGUAGCUCUGGUAUGCUUCAUCGUAUUCAGGCACUCUUCCUUGGAUACAGAACGCAUUCUAAUUCACAUGAAUUUGAUGGGAUCUCUACUCAUAGCGAUGACACUCUUUCUUAUCAGUUUGCUACUGACUUCUUAUUUGAUACCAUGUAAGAUCAUCGCAAUGGUACUGCACUACCUAUACCUAGUAGUGUUUUCUUGGAUGUUAGUGGAAGGCAUCCAUCUUUAUCGACUCAUCGUCACAGUGUAUGGGAGUGAGAAACAAAUGGCCAAGUUCUAUUGUUUACUUGGAUGGGGUUCACCGUUGCUGAUUGUGGGUAUUUCGUCAUCAGCGACUCAGCUGAAAGGUUAUGGAGUUCCUAAUCUAGCGUGUUGGCUAAGUGCAGAGGAUGGCUUUAUUUGGGCUUUUGUUGCACCAGUUUGCGUUAUUAUGCUGGUGAACUUCCUUGUAUUGUGCAUGGUGAUUAAAACUACGGUAACGGCAUUGAAUGUUUGCAAGGUGGAUAACAUGACAAAAGUUAAAACUGGUUUGCGUAGUUCGCUUGUUUUGUUACCUCUGCUUGGUAUUUCAUGGGGAGUUGGGCUCGUUGCACAUCUUCAUGUAGCAUUUCAAUACACCUUUGUUUUAAUGAACAGUUUUCAGGGAGUUUGGCUGGUCACUGUCUGUUGCGUGAUGAAUGGUGAAGUACGUAACGCGUUCAAGAUUGGUAUUAAGAAGAAACUGGGAAGAUAUUCAGGAUCUGUAAGCGCCACAGUUACUCUAUCAACUUCAGACAGCACUUGUAAAACCGGAAUGGAUGGAAAAUCAACACUGACAGAAGUUGGCCAAUGAUUUGAACCAAAUACAUCACGGUCCCUGAUGGCUCCUCACUAAUCUAUUUACAGAACUUGAUCCAUGCAUAUUAUCCAUCUCGCAGACUUAAGCCUCUUUCACACAAGAGCAAUUUAUCAAGGGUCCCUUGCUAAAUUGUACCAUGGUUCUAAAAUGUCAUCUCGUG
This is a messenger RNA of Asterias rubens (European starfish), 2659 nucleotides long. RefSeq names its product adhesion G-protein coupled receptor D1-like. The record is from RefSeq and is a predicted model, not a curated record. Gene Ontology annotation, cellular component: membrane. Gene Ontology annotation, molecular function: G protein-coupled receptor activity. Lineage: Eukaryota; Metazoa; Echinodermata; Asteroidea; Forcipulatida; Asteriidae. The transcript has 16 exons. Bases 1 to 2493 code for a protein of 830 amino acids. Gene Ontology annotation, biological process: adenylate cyclase-activating G protein-coupled receptor signaling pathway; cell surface receptor signaling pathway.